This is a messenger RNA of Hevea brasiliensis (rubber tree), 3255 nucleotides long. RefSeq names its product ubiquitin carboxyl-terminal hydrolase 23. NCBI's taxonomy places the organism in Eukaryota, Viridiplantae, Streptophyta, Magnoliopsida, Malpighiales, Euphorbiaceae. Gene Ontology annotation, cellular component: cytosol; nucleus. The record is from RefSeq and is a predicted model, not a curated record. The transcript has 11 exons. Gene Ontology annotation, biological process: protein deubiquitination. Bases 154 to 2970 code for a protein of 938 amino acids. Gene Ontology annotation, molecular function: cysteine-type deubiquitinase activity; cysteine-type endopeptidase activity.
CGGAGUACUUCUUUCUCUUUGGCGGAAGCCGUAAAGGUCUCUGCUUGCAGAAACCGACCAAGAGCCCCUCUCCCAACAGAGACAAACACAGGGAGGGACAGUGUUAAUAAUUGAGAAUCCAGCUCAAUUCCUUUAGAGGCCGAAUCGUUGCGAAUGGAAAAUAUAGUUAUAAGUAGCACAGAACUGAGUAUGGAACCAAGAGAAGAUGGGGUUUCCGAUGUUGCAAAUGGAUCCUCGGUGGUUACUUGUUCUUUGUUGCGGAGAAGGAUUGAGUUCCACCCUGCAAGAAAAUCGUUUACUGGGUUGAGAAAUAGCAGUGCUGGUGGCGAUUUUCGAAUUGAGACUCUAAACCCUGAUCCUGGUCGUAAGAGGCCUUCAGGGUUGAACCCUUAUCAGACUGGGAAAAAAGUGGACGGUUCGGAUUUCGUUGAGAAUGGGCUUGAUCCGGAGCUCAGUUUCGGGAUUUCUUUUAGGAAAAUUGGUGCUGGUUUGGAAAAUCUUGGAAACACUUGUUUUCUCAAUUCGGUUUUGCAGUGUCUAACAUAUACUGAGCCUCUGGCAGCAUACUUGCAAAGUGGAAAGCAUCAAAAUUCUUGCCAUAUUGCUGGUUUUUGUGCGUUGUGUGCUAUCCAGAAACAUGUUAGUCGUGCUCUGCAAUCAACUGGGAGGUCACUGGUGCCCAAGGAUCUUGUAUCAAACUUGCGUUGCAUAUCUCGGAACUUCAGAAAUGCUAGACAGGAGGAUGCUCAUGAGUACAUGGUAAACUUGCUGGAAUCAAUGCACAAAUGCUGCUUACCUUCAGGAGUUCCAAGUGAAUCCCCUGCUGCUUAUGAAAAGAGUUUGGUGCACAAAAUCUUUGGUGGUCGCCUCUGUAGUCAGGUGGAAUGCCAACAAUGUUUGUACUGCUCCAACAAGUUUGAUCCAUUUUUAGAUUUAAGUCUUGAAAUAGUUAAGGCAGGUUCUUUGCCUGUAGCAAUUCAAAACUUUACUGCUGCAGAGCUGCUAGAUGGAGGAGAGAAGCAUUAUCAAUGCCAGCGAUGCAAGCAGAAAGUUAGAGCUAAGAAAAGGCUUACAGUUCAUAAAGCUCCAUAUGUGCUUACCAUCCAUCUAAAGCGCUUUCAUGCACAUGAUCCUGGACGGAAAGUUGACAAGAAAGUGUCAUUUGAUCGUUCAUUGGACAUGAAACCAUUUGUCAGUGGUUCCUAUGAAGGAGAUUUGAAGUACAGUCUCUAUGGUGUUCUGGUACAUUUUGGUCAUAGUACCCAUUCUGGUCACUAUGUCUGUUUUGUUCGCACAUCAAGUGGUAUAUGGUAUCUCCUCAAUGACAAUGAGGUUCGCCCAGUUAGUGAGAAGACUGUUCUAGACCAGAAGGCUUAUAUGCUAUUUUAUGUCCGUGAUAGAAAAAGUUUUGUUUCAAAAAAGCCUGUCGAUGUAGUUCGGAAAGAAAGUACAAAAGCAACUACUGGCAGUAAUAUUACGAAUUUGGUUUUCAAGCAGUUGUCAAAGGAACCUGCAGAUAAUGGCUCAGUUGGGAAUAGAUCUUUGGCUUUAGGCUCUGCAGCUGCUGUUAAUAAAAAAGAUUCACUAAAAAGUGGUGCAUCAAAGAGGAUCCUUCAGAAAGAAAAUCGACCAAUGAUUUCUGAAGGCUUAGUGAUAAAAGCAGAUCCUGUUGCAGGACCAUCAAGUUCACCACUACCAAAGAACCUGCCAAAAGAAGUCUCUCCAAACCCAGAUCUGGAAGAUUGUUUGCCACCUUCAGCUCCAUUCAUUAUUAGCAAAAGUGACACUGCUAAAGUUGAUAAUGCUAUUGUCAUGCCUGGGGCGAAAAGUGACUGUAAUGAGGCAUCUUGUAACAGCAAUGAGCCCCAAAAUUCACCUAUUGAAAAGCUUGUCACAAAUGAGGCCUCAGGAAAGAUUAAUCUCGUCUCAAAUGUGGGAGUUAAUGGAUCAGAGGAGAAGAUCCCAAGGCUCUCUCUAUCUGUAGAUUCUAGUGACAAAGUGUUGAACAAAAUAGACAGUGGAAAAUCACCAAAUAAAUCUAGCUGUAAAAGCAGUCAGGGUGGAGGUUUUCCCAAUGAGGGUGCUGCUGGGAAUUCAUUUGGUGUUGAGGAUGCAGAUAGUAGUAAACGAAUUGUAAAUGUGUUGGUUGUAUCGUCAACCCCAUCAGAUAUGCCAAAUGAAUGUCGACACAGUAAAGCUUGUGAUUGCUCAUCUCAUAAACAUUUUAAAAGGAAGCUUUUAAAUUUUAGGAUUCCAAAUAUGCAUUUUGGCUCAAAAUUAUUCAGAGCAUCUUUAGGCAUUCGGAAAAAGAAGAAACAUAGAAAGUGCAAGCACCGCUCAUCACGGACCCAGAAUGUCAUUGAAGGACAAUUGCUGGAGAGUAAUUGUUUAUCAUCAGAUGUUGGGCCAUCUACGUCAAAGAUAUCCUUGUCACUUUCAUCGGGCUCAACAAAAUCUCAAAGGAAGAGGGCUAAAUCUCGUUCAAAGUGUAGAGGCGAUACCCUGAUGGAUGCUGUGGAUGAAGGAUUUGAGAAUAGGAACAAUCAGAACAGUGUUCUGGUUGCGAUGGAUAAACAGUUAAAAAAGAGCUCAUUAUCAAUAUCUGAAGUGAACCAACAGGUUGCAAGUGUUCUUGAUUGUACAGAAAUUAGCAAAAAAGAUGUGUCAGAAAAUGCGGUGAUGUGCAUGCUUACUCGAGGUCUAGAAGAGACAUCUGUUGCACAUUGGGAUGGGAUAGAGGUGCCUCAGUCCCAGAUUGUGGAAUCAAGUACUACGGAAAAUCUCUGCAUUGGUUAUGUGCCAGAUGUGUGGGAUGAAGAAUAUGAUCGAGGUAAGAGAAAGAAGUUAAGGCAAACUAAGCACAACUUUGGUGGGCCAAAUCCUUUCCAAGAAAUUGCCAGCAAAAAAACACAAUUUAAGAAACUGAAGAUGGACCGAUCUAGCUCUGGAAACAAACCAUUCAGGAUAUGAACUCGUUAACAUGUGGAGCCACACGAUUUGUCAACAUGCUGUCAUAUUGUAUGUAGCAAUUAUUGCUGUGUUAACAAGUUCUGUAAUUUUUGUUUUUGCUUUAUUUAUUGAAAGGGGGAGACUGAAUCUGCGGAGAGAUACAAGGAUGAGAGACUUUGGGAUAGAUGUGUUGUUAGAGGACCAAGCUAUAAUGGUUUGCAUGUUUAGUAAUGUAAAACGAUUUUUUUAUGAAUUUUCUUGAUCAUAAAUAUAUCCUGCAUUGGUGAGUGUUCUGUAGGCUAUAAA